AUGUCAACUCAGGCACCGCAAGUCCUGUCUCGGCGGGCAAACGGGGUUCUCCCGGCGCCGCCGAGUCAGACUCAGACAUCGGAAACCACAAAGAAAGCGAAUGAAGGCGACGCCCCUAAGCCCGCCAAAACCAAGUCUCACAAUGAAGGCGAGAAGCUCGUCAUUCGCCGUCUUCCCCCUGGGAUGACGCAGGACGAGUUUGUGACGAUUCUUGGAAACGCCUGGGAAUUGGGCAAGGGAAGAGUUGAUUGGUUUUCUUUUGCUCCUGGCAAGAUUUCCACCGACCCUUCAAAGCCCUCUCGACCAGGUCGCGCUUAUGUCCACGUGAUGAGGAAAGACGACAUCAUGGCUUUAAACGAUACUGUUCGAACUGCAGUCUGGGAAGAUGCUAAAGCUACUUUCACUAACCCAUCGCUGAUUGGACCUCCCUCGGUUGAAUUUGCCAUCUACAAGAAGGUUCCAGGUAACAAGAAGAGAACAGACGCGCGUCAAGGAACCAUUGAUCAGGACCCCGAGUUUAUGGCCUUUUUGGAGGAUCUCGCAAACCCUGCGCCGCCAAAAGAGAACGCCGAAGGCGAAGAAGGCGAUGAUAUUGGAAAAGCAGAAACCAAGGUCACAACUACGCCACUUAUCGAGUACUUAAAGGAGAAGAAGGCAAACAAGGCUAAAGACGGUGCCUCCUCUAAGAACGCCAAGCACGGACAGGGAGAAUCUAAGAGCGGAAAGGGCAAGGGCUCCUCAAAGGACGACGAUUCGGGCAAGAAGAAGGGCAAGGAGUCGAGAGAAUCCAAGGCGGAAAAGACCCCCAAGGAGACAGUCAAGAUCCUGACCAAGAAGGCCUCUACUGAACAGAGCGCGGAAACUUCCAAGGCCACGACUGCGAAGCCGACCAGCGAUAGCGCCGCUCAGGAAUCGGCGCCCAAGAGUCGGCGUGCAGGUAUUUUGGCCGCUGCUAGGAUUCUCCAGCGCGAUCUUGGCCUCAGUCCUGGCAGUGCUCAUAGGAAGGCACGUCAGGAUGCGGCCAAGGCCGAGGCGGAUGCAAAGACGACGACGAAGGAGGCCACACCUCCUGCGACUGCAAGCACCACUACCGAGAGACCGGCUUCACCCGUUAAAUCUACAGAGACACCCCCUCCAGCUGUGAAGGGCCGAGGUGCCUCUGGAGCUGCCUCCAAAUCUCAAUCAUCAGGUCGCAGGACCCGAGGCGGAAAGAACUCUGAGAAGAAGGAAAAGGAGACGGAAAAAGACAAGGACAAUGAAAAGCCGAAGGGUAAGGACAAGGAGGGCGGGCCAAGCCAAUCUCAGGCCACACCGAACCCACCUGUCGUCCUUCUCAAGAAGAAGACUACUGAAGUCGAGCCCCGACGACCAGCAACUCCAACGGGCACAUCGCAGCCAGCACCUGCACAGGCGCAGGCUGCUGGGUCAAAGGCAAACAACGCAUCUGGUGGUUCCAAGGGUGGUUCUAACAAGUCUGGAAACGCACAGAAGAAGCCCCCUACCGUUUCUGCAGACGCUACUCGUGGCUUUGUCAAGCACGCCAACCCCUCACAGGGUGUCACUGAAGCACUUCUCAAGCAAUCGCUCGAAGUGUUUGGUACCAUCACGUUUGUGGAGAUCGAUAAGCGCAAGGGCUUCGCUUAUGUGGACUUUGCCGAGCACGAGGGUCUCGUAAAGGCAGUCACGUCAAGCCCCAUUACCGUUGCGCAGGGUACGGUGCAGGUUCUGGAACGCAAGGACAAGAAGCCGGCGAACACGCCUGCAGCAUCGGGAGCUUCCGGGCCGGCCCCGUCGGAGAAGUCGUCCGGCCGGGGCCGACGCGCACGAGGUGGAGGCAACAAGGUAAAGGAUUCAGGAGCCAGCAAGGAGGGUGGCGGUAGCAGUGGUGCUACUGCUACCACGACAGCAACAAACGGCGGCGGCUGA
This is a messenger RNA of Fusarium vanettenii 77-13-4, 1926 nucleotides long. RefSeq lists its product as uncharacterized. Gene Ontology annotation, molecular function: mRNA binding. Bases 1 to 1926 code for a protein of 641 amino acids. Gene Ontology annotation, cellular component: nucleolus; cytoplasm. NCBI's taxonomy places the organism in Eukaryota, Fungi, Ascomycota, Sordariomycetes, Hypocreales, Nectriaceae. The transcript has 3 exons. The record is from RefSeq and is a predicted model, not a curated record. Gene Ontology annotation, biological process: positive regulation of translation; nuclear-transcribed mRNA catabolic process, nonsense-mediated decay.